GCAUCUCAUUGUAAGUGGGUGUGCAUGGAAGAGACAGAGAGUAAGAAAGGAGUUGAGAGCUUUGAACUACAGCAGCAAAAGGAGUCUGACCAGCCAGCAGCAAACUCUGCUCUCCGUGAACCAGCAAUGGGAAAGAGAAAAGUAGAUUCUGCACAAGGGAGAUUCCCACCUGGGGAAAGAAGUGGCCUUUUUUACGGUUGUGUCGAGUGCUGUGCAAAAUGUCUGGGAGGAAUACCUUAUGCUUCCAUGGUAGCAACUAUCCUAUGUUUUUCUGGAGUGGCACUCUUCUGUGGAUGCGGCCAUGAGGCACUGAAUGGUACAGAAUACCUCAUGGAAACUCACUUCAUUCGAAACUAUCAGCACUUUCAGGCUUUAAGUAAUCUGAUUGAUGCCUUUCAGUAUGUUAUCUACGGCAUGGCCUCUUUCUUUUUCCUGUAUGGUGUCCUCCUACUGGCUGAAGGAUUUUAUACUAGCAGUGUCAUCAAGAAAGUAUUUGGUGAGAACAAGACCACACUCUGCGGACGGUGCAUCAGUGCAUCUUUCAUUGGUGUGACCUACGCUUUGGUACUCAUUUGGCUCGCCAUAUUUGUGUUCACUGCUCUUCCUCUCUAUAUUUUCCACAACAUGUGGUCAACUUGCAAAGCCAUAGAAUUGCCUGAAAAUUCUGGCCGGAUUCAUCAGCUCUGUGUAGAUGCCAGGCAAUAUGGUAUUUUACCUUGGAGUGCAACACCAGGGGAGGUAUGUGGAUACAACCUCCAGACAGUCUGCAGAACUAGAGAGUUUGGCAUGACUUAUCACCUAUUUAUUGCUACCUUUGUUGGUGCGGGAGCCACAGCUGUUGCACUGCUCACCUAUAUGAUGUCCACCACCUACAACUUUGCCAUUGUCAAAAUUCUGGGUCGCGAGGACUACUGCACAAAAUUUUAGUUUUCUCUGCCCGGAAGUGCUAUAACAUUGCCAGAAUCCUUACAGCUAAAAGGGAUACCGCACAUUACACUCGGUGAGGACUCCUGGUGCCUUCUGCAGACAGAUUUUGUGUACAAUUUCUUUAUUGUUCUUCUCCUGUGAAACAUAGCAGUGACUUCAAGAAAAAAAAUAAUUUUCUGGAAUAAAAAAAAAACACAAAACUAAAUGGAAACCUUCUGACCAGUAAAGAGAUUUAUUCAAAUACUGAAUAUUCUAUGAUGCAUGUAAUUUUAAGAAUUGUAUUAUGUUAUGCUGACAUGACCUAGGGUGAUGAAGAUCCUGAAUGCAGUUCAACAGUUUCAUAGUAGGGAGUUUAUCUUGCUGUCAGCUCACUUUCAAGUUGAAGAAACCUUUGCAAACUGUGGUUGAUUUGGAUGUCAGUAGCAACACCUUGAUCUUUUGUCAUGAUGAGCAUAUGGGAAUCUCUUCCCUCAAAACAGUAGUGGGAAUGCUCAUAUGGUCUGAACAAAUGCAGACUUGCAUGCUUCUUGGGCUGGAGUGUAAUGUCAAGCGUCCCUUUCUAGUUGUAGGCUAACACUUUAACCCCCCCCCCAAUACUUUUAUUGUGAGCUGUCCUUGCUGCUCAUUCUGCAGUAUGCACAUGAUAAGCUUUAGUAAUGUACUGUAAUAUAAUAUGAUUUGUUAAUACAUUUUAAUAGUCUCUCCACAUGGGUAGAUGUAAAUGAAAAAUGGUGCAAUGAAUUUAAUGUUUUUGGUUGGUAAAAGAUCAUGAAAACUAGUUCAAUAUAAUGUAAAGAUCAAGAUACAUGUGUACAAGUAAGUGGAUUAAAUAAAGCAAUACCAAGUAAUUGUAUGUGCUGUAAAGGUUUAUAAAAUGUUAGAGUUUUCCCAUUUAUGUUGACUACUUAUUAGCACUGGAGCAGAUGCAGCAAUACUUCAGUAGAGAUCUAUUACCUUUCAGCAGCUGAAACACCACAAAUAUUUUCCUGCCUGAUCAAAGUAAUAAGCAAUAGUUUAAUGGGUUCACUGCCCAUCUACUCUCUUGGCCUCCAUUGAUUACAGAAAAUUAAUAAUCUUACCUGAUUAAAUUAUUUAAUUAAUGAAAAGCAGGAAGACUUGUGGCUUUAAAACUUAAUUUACGCAUGAAUCUAAGAGUUGCUUUAUCCACAACUGAGUGAUCUGCUAUAUACAGUGAGAACCAGCACACUUUACAAAGUUAAGCUAUCGAAACACAACACAACUUGUCUCAAGAAUUUUGUAUACAAAUGUAAACAUUCUGUGCAUUUUGCUACUGAAAGGCUUCAAUAGCUACCAAAAAACAUAAAUGAGGAUGUUUAUCCCAGCUGUGGCAUUCUGCAUAAUAAACACAUAAAGUAUCUUGUAAAAAGAUGCUUAUCACAGAAGUUAUUUUUGUUUUGCAGUCAGAGCUCAUCAAACCAACAAAAAUGAAAUCCUGACUAUUAAAGUGGCUAAAUUAUACUGCAGGCAUUCUAAGACACAUUUAGAUACCAAAACAAGAUUGCAGGUUUGUCAGCAGGGUGGCAGUUUUAGCAGAUACUAAAUUCCAGAGCUACAUGUUUUAAGAAGCAUAUUAAGCAGUAUCCUGGGAAUAGUGCAGCCUUGGAGAAGAACUUUGCUGGAAAUGCUCCAACACUGAUCUGGGUUAUCUCUGCUAUUCCAUUAGGAAUAAUUUUCUACUUUAAUUGUAAAUCCCAGUAGUGGAAGGGUAAUUAUCUUCACUUAUAGUGGAUCCGCUGUGAUAUUUUACUGACAGAAAUGCUGUUUUGUCUUGGAAACAUGAGUGCCCAAUGAGCUGAGAACUGGAGUGUAAAAUUAAACACCAUUGUUUUCACAGUAAUCCUAGUAAAAUGUUACAUAAGGAAACCGUAGAAAAUGAUGGCCAAUGCUAUCCAACUACAGUACAGACUGAUAUUAUAGGUCGACUUGAGUCUCAAGUCAAGCUUUGCUGUGUGUGCACAGUAUCAUCUGUGUACUAUACCUGUGUUUUUUUUUUUUUUUUUUUUCCCUCCCAUUUAACCACAUCAAAAAACUUUUUAAUUUUGAUCUUCGCUAAAGCACCUACCCAGUUAGUAUGCAUUUUCCCCUCUGUCUACUCUCUCACAUGGGUUCUGGACUCGCACUAAAAUGUUGUAUUCCCAUUACAUUUACUGUACAUUCGCUCUCCCCAGUUCCAUAAUACAAUUAGUUUUAUCCUGUACUUUCACUACCCUUGCAUCAAACCAAAAAUAAAACUUUAUAGUGAGAUUAUUUAUGGAAAAAAAUAGUAUCCAGCUGUACAAGUUGUUAAAUAGCAAAAAAAUUCUACUGUUGAUGCAUGUCCUGCUCUAUUCCUUGGGGCUGAUUUGGUGAAAGGCACAAAAAUGACGAGCUAGAAAUUUUAAAUUGUAAAAUUGUUUGCUACAAACCUUUGUAAUAAGGCAGCAAACUGAAUCUGAAGCCAUGACAAAUUUUACUUGGUAAACCGCUGUGACCUAAUGUAUUGAGCGACUGAUCAUAUAGCAGAACUGUACGGUAUUCCUGUACUCGAAGAAUUUGCAUUAUUUUCAAAAAGCAGACCAAUUACAACUGAUUUUGAUCUUUGGGUUUCUCAUUCAGUGUUAAUGGUGUUGAUGAUGCAAUGCCCAUUUGGAGCUGACAUUCUUUGCAGUCAGAAUGUGGAUAACGUGGCAUAUGAAUGACCAAUGAGCAUUUUUAGGAAGGAGUACCUUUUUGGAGGUCAAAGACAGAUGUAUACCUGAAAGGGUCUCGUUAUCAAAUGUAUGCUGUUUAACAGGAUAGAGUUAUAAAACCUGGCACUUCCUAUUAUCAUGUGGGAGCAUCAUUUUUUUAAAAAUAAACUUUAAAUAAAAUAAAAAUUUUCACUAAUCCCCACUCUGAUUUCUGUCUUGGCAGAGUGAUUUAUAACUUGUGACAUUUUGUUUUCUAUAGCAAAUGUACUGUAUCACAAUUUACUUUUAUGCAAUGUAUGGGUUGAAAUAAAUGCUAAAUUGUAAAUGUAAAAAAAAUCCCAUGAAUAAAUUAAAGCACAAUGAUGUUUGACAGUAUGGUUAAACAAAGCUUAAA
Messenger RNA from Protopterus annectens (West African lungfish), 4011 nucleotides. RefSeq names its product proteolipid protein DM alpha-like. The record is from RefSeq and is a predicted model, not a curated record. The coding region runs from base 25 to 927 and encodes 300 amino acids. NCBI's taxonomy places the organism in Eukaryota, Metazoa, Chordata, Ceratodontiformes, Protopteridae. The transcript has 8 exons. Gene Ontology annotation, molecular function: structural constituent of myelin sheath. Gene Ontology annotation, cellular component: plasma membrane; myelin sheath. Gene Ontology annotation, biological process: axon development; central nervous system myelination.